This is a messenger RNA of Phalacrocorax carbo (great cormorant), 3665 nucleotides long. The record is from RefSeq and is a predicted model, not a curated record. NCBI's taxonomy places the organism in Eukaryota, Metazoa, Chordata, Aves, Suliformes, Phalacrocoracidae.
AGGCACCUGAAUGCCCUGGGAAGGAGCAGCAAAACUUUCUGUCAAGCUCCCCUUCCUCUCCUAUGCUACAAAUACACCCCUGCUGAGGGUGUCCCAGUGCCUGCCAACAGCUGCAGCCUUCGGCCCCACACACCUGCAUGUGGGGUGACCCACGCGAGCAGCCUUUCCCACACCAGGAAGCGAGUGCCGCGUCCCAGUCUGUCUGGGUCCUGCUCACCUCUCCUCACAGCCACCUGUCUCCUCUGGCGUGACUGUGCAUGGCAUGGCCAGCGGCCAGGGCCUGAGGGCAGGGACAUGGGCAUUGUCCCCAUUUCGGAGUGGGUAGCCUGGAACACAUCCUUUGGGGGGUCAGACUCCGGGAGCGGGUCCCUCUCCGGCCCCUGGUAUGGCACACACAAGACUCAGCUCUUCGGAGUUUUACUUGCUGCUGCUUCAAAUUUUCUGAUUAGUGUCUCUUUGAAUAUACAGAAAUACGCUCAUCUCCGACUGGCUUGCCAAACAGAGCCGAAGCCCUACUACACGAGCAAGCUGUGGUGGUGUGGCAUUACCCUCCUGGGGCUUGGAGACGUGGGCAAUUUCACAGCCUAUGGAUUUGCCCCCAUUGCCCUUGUUGCUCCACUGGGAUGUGUAUCUGUCAUAGGUAGUGCAUUUAUUUCUGUCUUAUUCCUAAAGAAGACCAUGAGGGCUGCUGAUAUAUUGGGAGGAACGCUGACAGUAACAGGGACAUACUUGCUGGUGACAUUUGCUCCAAAGGUACCCCAAGAGCUCACAGCAAGAGGAGUACAGAAAUACUUAGUGAGUUGGCCUUUUUUGCUAUAUUUGAUCUUAGAAAUUAUAAUAUUCUGCAUUCUCCUCUAUUUUUACAAAAGAAAGGCUGUGAAGCACAUCGUGGUUUUGUUAAUGAUGGUAGCACUGCUGGCAUCACUGACUGUCAUUGCUGUAAAGGCUGUGGCCAGCAUGAUAACACUCUCUGUGAAGGGGAAAAUGCAGCUAACUUACCCUGUUUUCUAUAUCAUGAUUGUUUUAAUGGCAACUUCUUGUGCUUUCCAAGUCAAGUUCUUGAAUCAAGCAAUGCAUCUGUACGAAGUGACAGCAGUUGUACCCAUUAAUUUUGUGUUCUUCACCACCAGUGCCAUCAUCUCAGGGGUCGUAUUUUAUCAGGAAUUCCAAAGCGCAGCUUCUCUGAGCGUGUUCAUGUUUCUGUUCGGGUGUCUCCUAUCUUUCCUUGGUGUAUUUGUAAUUGCAAGAAACAACAAAGAGGAGCAUUUACAAAUUCCUUUUAUUGACUGUGGACAUAUUCCUGGACAAAAAAUGACAAGCAAAAUACAACCAGAUUCUCACAGUUCACGCUAUGGCACUUUAAAUAAUGAAGAUGACUCGGUGAAAAGUCAAAGCUGAAAGAAACAAGCACCUUACAUGCCAAUAACAGGAGGAAUGCCACUGGAACAAGGAUCAGCAGCACCUUUUUGUUGGACAUAUUCAAGUAUAUUAUGAACUUCUGUAUGUUGAUGAGCCAUAGUAUUAUUUAAUCCUACUUAAUUUAUCCCAUGGCUGUCCCAAAUGUGUUCUGAAGAUAAAGGAAGCCUUAAGAAAAGCUAAAUAACCAUUCAUGAAACUGAAUAUUCUCCUAGUAUCAAUGCUCUUGGGGGUAUUUUUAGAGUCUUGAUUGCCUUGAAAUGCAAACAGGCACAAAACAGGAUUAUAAAAAAUCCCCUUUGAAACCUCCCAGGUCCAUGUAGAUGCUUAAAGACAAUGGUGGCAAAUGAGAAGAAUUUUCAUAAGUGACUUCAAAGUAUUCUGCUAUAUAUAUAAUACCUUUAAAAAAUCUGAUCCUUCCUGUUCUGGAGUCAGAACUGUGGACAUAUACACAGUAUACACAAACAUGUAUACACAAAGUAUUUUAUAUUAUGUGUAGAGGGAAAAUCCCAACUAUCUUCCACCAUCAGAUUAAUUCUCUUAUCUUACAAGGAAAUAAACACCUGUGUGAGGAGUGGAAAGGAAGAGAGCAUUUGUCAUAAAUAUAGGCACAUGUGCACCUGCACACAUUUGAGGUGCCCAGCCAAGGCAGAGCUAUGGAACCUUGCUUGACAUUUUACAUCUUCCCAGAAGAGUCUGGUGCGCUGGGCUGGGCUGGGCUAUCCUUUCUGUUAGUAUAGUCUAGCCUGAGGUUUAGCCGCUGUUUUCAGGAAAACAAGGGUUUAGUAAAGAAAGUGCUAAGUUCUCCAGAGGGAAUAUGGUGGCCAGGCUCCCUCCCUUGAAGUGUCUUGGAAAAAUACUCCUAAAAAAGAAAAGUAGGGCAACUCCUGCCUCCUUCCCAAACAGCUGGUAAUCCUGGAUGAGGAAAGGCUGUAAAAAGCAGGAUCACAAAGAGUUAUGGUAACAGUACAGUUUCUCUCCUUCUUUAAAUGGUAGUGUCUCCACACUGAUUUGAAGAGCCAGCAGUGAUGGGAACCACGGCAGUACAGGCUCUGUGUUCAGGUCUGGGAGGUCUCAGUGUCCCUCAGUCCCAAUCUCCCAGCAAGAAACCUUCUUCCGGGAAUUCAUCAUGGGUCCACUUACCCCUGCCUGGUAGCACUGAUUUACCUCAGCCAGCACAGCAGGAGUCAGACACCUCCUCUGCAGAAACAAGUGAAAGUGCUCUUGAAAAGUGUUUGCAUCUUGGACAAGAUUCUUCUUUGAGAUUUGAAUUAAUCUGCAGUAAUGGACAGGGGCCACACACUGUGUGUAUUUUGUUUCAGUGGGAUGUCAGGAAAGGAGGUCCCUUUUUUUCCAAAAUAGUUGUUUAUUUCAUUUUAAGACAGGUACAGCUGAAGAUCCAUAAAACAGUUUCAUUUCAAACCCCACAGAGCUGCAGUUUUUCCUAUGCAGCAUUGUCCCAGGAGCCAGGCUGCGGGGUGGGGGGUUGUGAUGUUUUUUUCCAGUGUGGAUUUUUUCCAGCUGGCACAAGACUCUGUGUCUGCACCUUACUUGUACCAGCUGCCUGGCUGUGGCCUUUCUUUCCCCUCUUACAGCUUGAGUUCAAGUUUCUGAAGCUUAAAUUUUUUUUUUUAAAAAAAGCAUAUUAUUUUUGUAUGCUUUCUCCAGAGAAUAAGGGCAUGCCUCUUUCUUUUGCAAGUCAGAUUUAAGCCACUUUCUAAGUCUCAAGUGACAGUGUGUGCUAAAGUUGGAAAUAGAAGGCCUACAGUUGUUCAUUCUGUGACCUGGGAAACAAAUUGCAUGAAAUUAUUUGUUUGGGGGGUUUUGUUGUUUGAUUUUGGGGGGUUUUUUUGUUGGUUUGGUUUGGUUUGUUUUUUUUUAAAUGAUUGGCCUUGGACAUCUUUCCCAAAUCUGUUUCCAUGGUUCAGGAGUGCUGAAGGAGAUAGUAAAGGUUACCACACAUAGGAUUUUCUCUUUAAGGCAGGAAAUCAAAUGUAAAAAUCUCUGGCAAAAGUUAUUAUUUACUUUAAACUACUGUAUUUCUUCUUGAAUAACACUUAUUUUCUUCUUAUGAGUUUAUAAAAAAAAUUAUAAAGGUUAAAAUGUUUUCUGUAAACUUGAAUGAAAUUGAAAUUAAUUUAUGGAGCAAAUUACUGGUGGGAAUUACGUACAAUUAAAACUUGUGACUUGACAUGAUUUUUGAGAAGUGAGCAUGUUCCAACUCAUUAAUGUAUUACAAGAUCGGAAAA